CAACUUAAUUUCUUUGACCUCACCAUUUGUGCGAAAAUGCGAAAUGGUUACGAGCAAAACCUCACAGGUUUAUGUGAACGAAGAUUCAGAUAUUCAUGCUGUUCUGUAUACAGAUUUAGAGAGGAGUUGAUCGAUACUUUACUAUGCCGAGUAGUAACGUGUUAAUCGUUUUUAAAGAAUCGAGGAGGAUCACGCAGAAUUGCUUCUAAUUCAUUUUAAUUGACGUAAUAUGAAUCGAUUUGGAGUUCUAAAACUUACAUCCUCAAUAGUCAAUGUAACAGCGGUUUUGCAUCGAACUAAUUGGGUACAAUAUUCCCAAGAAAAGUAGGUUGAACCUUUCAAGUAGAACAACAUACAGAUUUAGAAGGUUUGUUGAUCUUUUCAUUUUCCGAAUUCAAGCAUUCCGAUUCGUAUCGCUAUUUGGAGAUGCUAGUAAAAUGUCGACUCAAUUAACCAAGUUUUACUGUACAACUGCGCAUGUUAUAUGUCAUUAAAUUAUACGUUCCGUUCAUAGAGCUAGAUGUUGUAGCGAUUAGGUCUGAUCAGCCAUGAAAAUAAUUGUAGCAGGAUUCCCUAAAACAGGGACAAAGUCAAUGGAUGAAGCGUUGACACAGCUUGGGUACAAAGUUUAUGGGCACACCGAAAAUUUACUUAUAUUGGAAAAAGAAUGGACCAAGGUCUUCUACGAAGGUGCAACAAUAGAAGAUUUUCGAAAAAUGUACGAGGACGUUGACGCGGUGUCGGACAUACCCGCAUGUUAUUUCUGGGAAGAAAUUUUGUGGGCUUUUCCUGACUCAAAGAUAAUAUUCAUGAGAAGAAAAAACGAGGAUGAAUGGUUUAACAGUUUGAAAAAUCAAAUAGAAAAUUUUCAUAAGAAUUUUGCAAUAAGACUGUUGAAAACUACUUCUCCAACUCAGUGGAGAAUAGAAAAAAACGUUGCUUCUCCAACAGCGCGUUUGGCUCUGGGCUAUGUUCCACCGGCAAUAUGGUCGAACAACAUUCGAAUCAACGAAGCUUUAGCAAAAAAAAAAUACAGAGCUCACAAUGCACACGUUCUUCAGAACGCACCUAAGGAUCAACUGCUAAUAUAUAACGUUUCUGAAGGCUGGGAACCUCUGUGUGCAUUUUUGAAAGUUCCUGUUCCCAACUCUCCAUUUCCACAUAAAAACGUGAGAGGCAAUAUUAGCAAGGAAUGGUUGGCAACAGAUCCAUUGUUGAUAAAAAUGCAACGUGAAAUGUAUUUUUCAAUUUCAGCAGCCGCAAUUUUAUUGUCUUAUGGUAUUUAUAAAGUUGUAAAGAAUCCUCCAUCAGCGGCAUUGUCUUCAGGUUACACUUGGUUAAAAGAUGCAUUUAUAAACUUGUUGUCUAAGAGUGGAAUAAAAAUGUAUUAGUAUUCAAUGAUUCUCAAUGAUUCACAAGAUUCUACUUCUAAAAAUAUAUGAACAAUCAAAACAAGUAAUAUACUAUGUUGGUAACUGCACAGUUGUGCAUACUGCAUACGACAGUACAGGCUAUAGAUUUAUAGCUUUUUGUAGAAUAGUAAAUGAUGAAUAUUUAAUUAACUGAUUAUAAUUUAAUAUUCAUUUUCUGUGAAAUAGAAUCGUAUUAAAGCAUCAUUGUAAUGUAAACUCGCGAAUCGCGAUGGCUAGCUUCAGUCUUUUAAGUUUGG
Messenger RNA from Styela clava, 1669 nucleotides. RefSeq lists its product as uncharacterized. The record is from RefSeq and is a predicted model, not a curated record. Lineage: Eukaryota; Metazoa; Chordata; Ascidiacea; Stolidobranchia; Styelidae.